This is a messenger RNA of Debaryomyces fabryi, 844 nucleotides long. RefSeq names its product retropepsin-like aspartic protease. The record is from RefSeq and is a predicted model, not a curated record. The annotation marks the transcript as partial. The transcript has a single exon. NCBI's taxonomy places the organism in Eukaryota, Fungi, Ascomycota, Pichiomycetes, Serinales, Debaryomycetaceae.
AUGAAAAUACAAGGAAGUAUUAAGAAAUUAGAAAAACUAUUAGAAAAUUCAUGCGAUGUGAAUUUUGUGGGAAACUCGAAGUUAGAAAAAGAACCCAAAGAGAAGUCCAAAGUAAGAGACAAGGGUAAAAAUAAACUUCAAGAGUCGUUAUUCAUAAUUCCAGUAAAAAUUGGAAGUAAAGAAAGUAGAGCUUUAAUAGAUACCGGAGCUCAAUGUAAUUUCAUUACACCAGAAUUGGUAGAGAAAACGAAAUUAAGUACAGAGUUAGCACCAGAGGUAGCGUUGACCACAGCUACAGGUGAAGCGAUAAAGGCUAACAAGAAAGUUAAAGUGAAUUUAGAAAUAGGAACGAAGCUUGUAGACGUACAGAUGUAUGUCGCUGCAUUCAAGCAUCCUAUCAUAUUAGGAAGACCAUUUACAAAGCAAUAUAACAAGGAUAUUGUUGAGGAAAAAGUAUUUGGUGUAAGUAAUUGUGCAAAAGAACCCUUAGUAGAAAAGUUUGAAAAGGAGUUGCAGACACAAAAGAUAGAAUAUGUUGAUUCUAAUCAGUUUUUAAGAGAUAUCAGACCAAAAGAGGCAGAUAUAGGAAUGUUUUACAUUACGGAAGAAACUCUAGAAAAAGAUAAGGAAGUACCAGAUUUCGUAAAGUCAGAGUUUAGUGAUGUAGUUACUAAUGAAAGUCCGCAGAGACUACCAGAGUUCAAGAGUGUAACUCAUAGGAUACAUCUCAUACCAGGAGCGAAACCUACGGCAAGACCACCGUAUCGAAUGUCGCAAUAUGAGACAGAAGAAUUAAAGAAACAAAUAGAAGAAUUGUUACAGCACGGUUUUAUUCAGAAGUCGA